This is a messenger RNA of Arvicanthis niloticus (Nile rat), 2280 nucleotides long. It is a transcript of the gene Acmsd, whose product is annotated as aminocarboxymuconate semialdehyde decarboxylase. Gene Ontology annotation, biological process: secondary metabolic process. The record is from RefSeq and is a predicted model, not a curated record. Gene Ontology annotation, molecular function: hydrolase activity; carboxy-lyase activity. Lineage: Eukaryota; Metazoa; Chordata; Mammalia; Rodentia; Muridae. Gene Ontology annotation, cellular component: cytosol; cytoplasm.
AUUUUUAUGACGAUCAUUCGAUAUCAGAAUUUCCCUUUUUGUAUAUACACGUGUCUCCUCUGGUCCUGUGGAGAUGAAAAUUGACAUCCAUACUCAUAUUCUACCAAAGGAAUGGCCCGAUCUAGAAAAGAGGUUUGGCUAUGGAGGCUGGGUGCAGCUCCAACAGCAAGGCAAGGGAGAAGCAAAGAUGAUAAAGGAUGGGAAAGUCUUCAGAGUGAUCCAACAGAACUGCUGGGACCCGGAAGUUCGUAUCAGAGAAAUGAACCAGAAAGGAGUGACAGUGCAAGCCCUUUCCACAGUUCCUGUCAUGUUUAGCUACUGGGCCAAACCUAAGGAUACUUUGGAACUGUGCAAGUUUUUAAACAAUGACCUAGCUGCCACCGUUGCCAGAUACCCUCGAAGGUUUGUGGGUUUGGGAACGUUGCCUAUGCAAGCCCCGGAGCUGGCCGUCGAGGAGAUGGAACGUUGUGUGAAGGAUUUAGGAUUUCCAGGAAUCCAGAUUGGUUCCCACAUCAACAUGUGGGACCUGAAUGACCCGGAACUCUUCCCAAUCUACACUGCGGCUGAGAGGCUGAACUGCUCUCUGUUUGUGCAUCCCUGGGAUAUGCAGAUGGACGGACGAAUGGCCAAGUACUGGCUGCCUUGGCUCGUAGGAAUGCCAUCGGAGACCACCAUGGCCAUUUGCUCCAUGAUCAUGGGCGGGGUGUUUGAGAAGUUUCCCAAACUCAAAGUGUGCUUUGCACACGGAGGUGGUGCUUUUCCCUUCACCAUAGGAAGAAUUGCCCAUGGAUUCAACAUGCGCCCAGAUCUCUGUGCCCAGGACAAUUCGUCUGACCCAAGAAAAUACCUUGGCUCCUUCUAUACAGACUCCCUGGUUCACGAUCCUCUGUCUCUCAAGCUAUUGACAGAUGUCAUAGGAAAGGAUAAAGUCAUUCUGGGAACCGAUUACCCCUUUCCACUAGGUGAACAGGAGCCUGGGAAGUUGAUAGAGUCUAUGGCAGAAUUUGAUGAAGAAAUAAAGGAUAAACUCACAGCUGGCAAUGCCUUGGCUUUUUUGGGUCUUGAGAGAAAACAAUUUGAAUGACAGAACUACCCCCCCCAAAAAAACCCAAAACUUCCAAGAAGCUACUUCAUUUCUGUCUUUGAACAUGAGCCACACACACAUCUAUUUUGAAUUAUGUUACCCCCAAAAUGGAAUAUCCCCCUCAGGAUGAAGUAAGAGGAUCAGGAAUUCAAGUUUCAGGCCAGUCUGGGCUACUUAAGACUGUCUAAAACAAGGGUGGGGGUAAUAUUUUCAAUAUUCUACCUUAUAACAAGAUGUUUCAUAAGGCCUUUAUUCUGAAAUGUAAUAUACUGAGAAGCAAUGCAUUACUACACAUGCAAACCAAAACCUUUUAAUUUGAAAGAGAUCAAAAAUUAGUGUAUAAUUAAAGAUUUAAUAGAAAAAACUACACCAGCUUUAUUCUAGAAGGCUCAGGGUCUCUAUUUUGACCAAAGAUAUGGGAAUUGUACCUAAGUAAUGUUUUUUCAGUUGCAAUCCUUUCUGCUAGUCUAGUUAUUCAAUGGGAACAUUUUUAUCUUUGUAAAGUAUACACAAGAUAUAUACAAGCUCAAAGGUCCUAAAAGCCAGAAAACAAGACAAAUGAUUAUGGGAUACUUGCUGACUGAUUCAACACAAAGCUCUAAGAUGCUUCAGUACAAAUUCAUUUUAGUCUCCCACAAUUGGGUAGAUCUUAGAACUUGACCUGAGUCUUGGAGGAUGGAUAAACACUUCUUUAAAAAAGAAAAAGAUGGUGGUCAGGCACCUUGGUACAUGCCUCUUUCGCUAGCACUCAGGAGGCAGAGGUAGACAACGGGUUUCUGUUUGAGGCCAGCUUGGUCUGCAUAGCAAUCUCUAGGCCAGACAGCCAAGGAUACUAGUGAGACCCUGCCUCAAAAAUAAAUAGGUAAGCCUGGAGAGAUGGCUCAUCAAUUAAGAGCACUGACUGCUCUUCCAGAGGUCCUGAGUUCAAUCCCCAACCAUCUGUAUUGGGAUCUUAUAUCCUCUUCUGGUGUCACUGAAGAAAGCAGCAGUGUACUCACAUACAUAAAAUAAAUACAUUUUUUUUUUCAAAAAAAAAAAAAAAAGUAAAUAAGUAAACAGAAAAUGGAAGACGGACCAGAAGAAAAGAAGUAUGAGAACACAGAUUUGACUUCAGACUGGAUGAAACUUGUUCUAAAGGGAAUUUCAUCUAUAAGUUUACCUUUACCAGAGUAGGAGGCAUAGGGUCAGCUCUGGGG